AUGGGUCCACAACUUAGUAGUGAUUUGUGUAAUUAUGACUUAUCAUCGUGUUUAAGUAAUGCCAACUUAUCGCCAAGUGAUUACAUCAGUAAAAUUUUACAUCUUACUAAGGAUGGGAUUCUUAUUUGUGGGACCAUUCGCCAGGGUGUAUGUCAGAUAAGAUCCUAUCAUGAUCUUAGUGUUAUUCGUAAUGGUAGCGUUCCUGUUUCGCCAAACAGUGUUUCUGCUUCAUGUGUUUCAUUAAUCGAUUCUGAAGGAAUGCUAUUUGUUGCGUCUACUUAUGCUGUUGAUACACCUUAUAGAGAGUCAUUUCCCGCAAUUUCAAGUCGCUCACCACCGGAUUAUUAUAUAAUCAAUUCUGGAUCGAUCGAAGGUGAAGCUGCAGUUCAUAUUCGUGCUGAAUAUCGUCAACAAUUUCAUUGUCGUGGAACAGAUAAUCGUAAUUUUAAUAUAAUAACUUCGGCAGUGCUUAUGGACGAUCUGUUAAUAACAGCUUUCACAAAUAAUGAUCGUAAAGAAUCCGUUAUGUGCUUGUAUUCUAUGCAAAAAAUAACUUUAACUUUUUGGUAUAACAUUGAUAGAUGUCGAAUCGGCAGUGAUACAACACGUUUAGCACAUAUCGGACGUGAUAAUAAAUGUGUUAAUAAAUCUCAAAUCGCACUAAAUGAAGAUACGUGUGCAAUGGGUGUUGGUAGUCAUAUUGAAUGUGAUCAAAUAGCUGCUUAUCGAGUCGAUUUUCAGAUAAACUCAUUAGCUGCCAUCACCAUUAAUGAAAUAAUGCUUGGCAUAUUAGGUACCAAUGAUGGAAGGAUUAUUCAGGUAUGGGAGAAAAAAGCAUAA
Molecule: messenger RNA, 840 nt
Organism: Dracunculus medinensis (Guinea worm)
Lineage: Eukaryota; Metazoa; Nematoda; Chromadorea; Rhabditida; Dracunculidae
Source: the annotation of a GenBank genome assembly